AUGAAACGUUGCUUAGGUCCAGAUUUGGAAGAACAAUACUCGAAUAUAAAAAGUUUUAAGACGACUUCUAUACCACUGUUUAGAAAUACUGCCACAUCUAGAGAUUAUGUGUCGCCGCACAAUGGUCAUGGAGUGAAAACAAGUCGAGAGAAUUGCAAAUAUAGAAAGGAUUAUAUUGUAAGAGUUCCUGAAAAAUUGCUACACGUACAUUGGGAGGAGUAUAAAACGAAGUUCAACAAAAAGUAUCAGAGCAGGGUUCACGAGAGGUCGGCGUUGUCGACUUGGAGGAGCAACAUGAGGAGGGUGGCGGGUCACAACCAGGAGUACCUCGCGGGCAGACAGACCUACACACUACACAUGAACCACUUCGGAGACUGGUCGAUAUUUAGUUACAUCAAGCAGUUAUUGAAACUGAUCAGUACCUUACCGCUGUUCGACCCGGCCCGGGACCAUCACAGAACUACCUUCAGGAACCACGUUAAUACAACACUACCAGACACGGUUGACUGGCGAGAGAAGGGUUUCCGUCCUCGCCUGGAGGAGCAGUUCCAUUGUGGCGCGUGCUACGCCUUCACCAUCACCCACGCUGUACAGGCUCAAUUGUACCGGAUACACGGAGAUUGGAGGGAAUUGAGCCCGCAGCAGAUAGUGGAUUGUAGUUCUAAGGAUGGCAACUUGGGCUGCGAUGGAGGUUCCUUACAAGCCGCUCUAAGGUACGCGGCCAGAGAUGGACUCAUCAGGGAGACGUAUUACCCUUACAUCGGUCAAAGAGGCGUUUGUCAUUACAACCGUGAGUCCGUGUCUGCGCGGGUCCGCCGCUGGUCCUCCCUCCCUCCCACAGACGAGGCAGCCAUGGAGCGAGCUCUAGCGACCCUGGGACCACUGGCCGUCGCAGUCAACGCUGCGCCAUUCACCUUCCAAUUAUACAGAAGUGGCAUAUACGACGAUCCAUUCUGCGUCCCCUGGCACCUCAACCACGCGAUGUUGCUAGUGGGAUACACACCAGACUACUGGAUACUACUGAACUGGUGGGGCGAGCAGUGGGGGGAGAACGGAUACAUGAGGUGA
This is a messenger RNA of Danaus chrysippus (African queen), 1068 nucleotides long. Lineage: Eukaryota; Metazoa; Arthropoda; Insecta; Lepidoptera; Nymphalidae. The record is from the annotation of a GenBank genome assembly.